This is a messenger RNA of Drechmeria coniospora, 1893 nucleotides long. Its product is annotated as DEAD/DEAH box helicase. The coding region runs from base 1 to 1893 and encodes 630 amino acids. The transcript has 2 exons. Gene Ontology annotation, molecular function: hydrolase activity; ATP binding; DNA binding. The record is from RefSeq and is a predicted model, not a curated record. NCBI's taxonomy places the organism in Eukaryota, Fungi, Ascomycota, Sordariomycetes, Hypocreales, Ophiocordycipitaceae.
AUGUACGAUGCUACGUACCGUUGCAAGAUGCGCCUUCCGCUCAGUCGUGGGGCCGAUCUCGCUCAGAUGGAAUCUCUUUUGCUUCAGGCCGGCCGCAACGCUGCGCCAGUCGGUGCCCAACAGCAAACCGAAGCUGCGAGACUACCAGCAAGAGUUAUUUUCACCCAGCUCAUUGACCGCAUUCACGCGCACCCCAACGGAGGCGACCGCACCCUCAUUCUGGCCCACCGCCGUGAGCUAGUCGAGCAGGCCGCCAGGCAUUGUCAGCUUGCGUACCCUGACAAGACGAUCGAGAUCGAGAUGGGCUCCCUCCACGCAUCCGGCACCAGUGACAUCACCUUGGCCAGCGUCCAGAGCCUCGUCUCCAAAGACCGCCUUGCAAAGUUUGACCCGUCCACUUUCAAGCUCGUCCUCGUCGACGAGGCCCAUCACAUUGUCGCCCCGGGCUACCUCAAGACCCUCAAACAUUUCGGGCUCGACCGCAAACAGAAGGACUCUCCCUCGCUCAUCGGCGUGUCCGCGACUUUCUCGCGCUUCGACGGAGUCAAGCUCGGGGCCGCCAUCGACGAGAUUGUCUACCAUAGGGACUACAUAGACAUGAUUGCCGAUAAAUGGUUGUCCGACGUCAUAUUCACCACCGUCGAGUCAUCCGCCAACCUGUCCAAGGUCAAGAGCGGCGCCUUCGGGGACUUUCAGACCGGCGAGCUGUCCAAGGUCGUCAACACAGACGAAGUCAACGACAUUACCGUCCGGAGUUGGCUGGCCAAGGCUCCGGAAAGGAAGUCGACGCUCGUCUUUUGCGUUGAUCUGGCCCACGUCUCCGGUCUGACCAGCAAGUUUCGAGAGCUUGGCUUCGACGCCCGCUUCGUCACCGGUGACACCCCCAAGAUGGAGCGAGCCAAAAUUCUCGACGAUUUCAAGGAGGGCAAAUUUCCCGUACUCGUCAAUUGUGGCGUCUUUACGGAAGGCACAGACAUCCCCAACGUCGACUGCAUCGUCCUCGCGAGGCCAACGAGGUCCAGGAACCUCCUCGUCCAGAUGAUUGGCCGAGGCAUGCGGUUGCACCCGGGCAAGGAGAACUGCCAUGUCAUCGAUCUUGUCUCAAGCCUCGCCACCGGCAUUGUCACCACGCCCACCCUGUUCGGCCUUGACCCCAACGAACUCGUCGACAAGGCCUCUGCCGGCGACAUGCGCAGAAUGAAAGAUCUCGAAUCGGCAGAAGCAGGCCGGCAGCAAGACGCGCACGCUGGCGGUCCGUCUCCAGGUGCCAGCUCCUCGACGGCCGUCACCUUUACCGAUUACUCGUCGGUCAUCGACCUCAUCGCCGACACAUCCGGCGAGCGUCACAUCCGCACCGUUAGCCAGAAUGCCUGGGUUCAGGUUGGACCCGAGCGCUUCGUGCUGUCCGCACCAAGCGGGUCCUAUAUCCGGAUAGAACGUAUUGCCGGAUCGGCACCGACAAGCAGCGCAUCGCCAACGUACCGUGCACUAGAAAUUCGUGCCCUCCCCGCCGGCAUCUCCAAGUCUCCGUUCGCCGCCCCGAGAGAGAUUCUCACGGCUGCGACGUUCAACGACGCCGUCCACGGUGCCGAUAGCUACGCCGCCAACGCCUUUCCUCACACCUUCAUACAUCGCUACCAAUCCUGGAGGAGCCUACCUCCCACCCAGGGCCAGCUGGACUUUGUCAACCGUCUACGCGGCAAGGGCAAGGCCUUGACCGCCGCCGACCUCACCAAGGGCAAGGCCGCUGACAUGAUCACCAAGCUCAAGCACGGCGCCCGCGGCCAAUAUACAAAGAUUGAGGCGGAGCAGCGUAGGCGCGAGAGACAGGCGUGGGCAGCCGACGCCAAGGAGAACCGUGAGCGGGUACGAGUUGGGCCCCUGCUGGCCUAA